CUAAGAAAGGAGAAGACAAAUUAUCAGAAUGGCUCAAAAGAAAGAAUUAAACAGCGAGAUGCUAAGCCUGUCGAAAGAGAUGAAGAAUCAGAGUCUAGAAAAAAGUCUGCACAUCAUGAUACCAAGGAGGACAAGAAGGAAGCUGAUAGGGUUCGUAGAACUUAUCCUAAAGAGGGCAAUAACAUGAAAAAAGAGAGCACAAAUAGCAAGGAGGGAGUUGACGCAAGACAUAAUCUUUCAAGUGAUGUAAGCAAACAUAAGAGAAGAUAAUCUUCUUCAAUUAGCAGUAGGGGAAGAAACAGCAAGGAGAACUCAGUCACUCAUGCCCAUGAUUCAAGUGAUGAUGAAUCAGACGAUUCCAAAAGAAAGCUGCAUGCAAGAAGACGUAAUGUAUCACCUUCACCUGUCAAGUCUAGGAGAAGACAAUUGUCGAGGUCACCACAUAGCAAGCAUUCUCAGCGCAGGCAUUCUCCCUACUCUUCUCUUGAGACCAACAGGUAUGUUGUUACGCAGUCUAAUAAGGUUAAGAUUGUGUUAAUGUUUUUGAGACAUGCACAACCAUCAUGGUAAAUCAGGUGAAAGUUCCAAGCCUCUGAAUCUUCGCUUGCAAUGUUCUUGGUUCUAAGUUCACGAGUUUUCAUUACAGGGGAAGGAGGAGGUCAAUAUCCGGAUCACCUAUGCGGCGGAGGAGAUGAUAAGAUAUGUUGGAAGAGUAUUGGUUUUGAAAUGUAAGUAGCUUGGUUAAGAUCAUGUAUGGAUUUCCCUGGAGAUAUCCUCCCCAUGUAGCAGUCCUGCAGAAUCCCAAAAGACUACUAGUUUUACACAGAUAUUCUGUAGUCAGAUGGUGAGUGUUGACUCCUCAUGCAGGUUGUAGCAGGAAGAAUGGCAACGUGCAUAGUUUUCUGCACAAUUCCACAAUGUCGUUUGAGAUGGUAGAUGAAGUAUACUUCCUGAUACACUGUAUCUUCUGAUUGUGGAUGAAUUCGUAUGUCUAUUUUUCUUUUUAGGUGGAUAAGUUAACUUCCAUAGUUGGUAUGGAUGAUUAUAGUUUCUGGAAGAUCUUUCAAAGUAAAAUUGACUCUUCCUUCUUCGAAUGGGUUGCU
Tripterygium wilfordii is the source of this 1103-nucleotide messenger RNA. RefSeq lists its product as uncharacterized. Lineage: Eukaryota; Viridiplantae; Streptophyta; Magnoliopsida; Celastrales; Celastraceae. The transcript has 3 exons. The annotation marks the transcript as partial. The record is from RefSeq and is a predicted model, not a curated record.